Molecule: messenger RNA, 3978 nt
Organism: Rhincodon typus (whale shark)
Lineage: Eukaryota; Metazoa; Chordata; Chondrichthyes; Orectolobiformes; Rhincodontidae
Product: BUD13 homolog
Exons: 11
Coding region: 1-1716 (571 amino acids)
Biological process (GO): mRNA splicing, via spliceosome
Cellular component (GO): RES complex; U2-type spliceosomal complex
Molecular function (GO): RNA binding
Source: RefSeq, a predicted model, not a curated record
AUGGAUUUGAUGCCUAAGUUGAUUGUGGUACAAUAUGAGAAACUGUUCUAUUUGCUACAAGACCAGGAUGGACUCAUUGUUAAGAUUAUUAAGAAAGACUAUAUUUACACUUUACCCUUCAUAUCCUCAACACUUCAUAGCAAUGAUGAGAAUCUUUUUCUCACAGAGGUCUGCAGAUCUUUGGAACUCUUCUUCAAUAAUGAAAAGGAAGAUUCCCAAGAUCCCGAAGUGUUCCUACACACAAGUCGAGAUGGUUUGAUACCAGGUUCUGAGUCUGCACAAAGAAAAGGGAUUGAAGCUGAUCCUCAGAUUUCUGAGAGAAAAAUAAGGAGAAUUUCCCCUGACCUUUCACCUCCCCGGCGGGGGCGCCACGAUUCCCCUGACCUUUCACCUCCCCAACGGGGGCGCCACGAUUCCCCUGACCUUUCACCUCCCAGGAGGGGGCGCCACGAUUCUCCUGACCUUUCACCUCCCAGGAGGGGGCGCCAUGAUUCCCCUGACCUAUCACCUCCCCGGCGGGGGCGUCACGAUUCACCUGACCUUUCACCUCCCGGGAGGGGGCAUCAUGAUUGUCCUAACCUUUCACCUCCCCGGAGGGGACGCCAUGAUUCUCCUGACCUUUCACCUCCCAGAAAAAGGUUUUCUAAAAACACAGAGAAACUUAUCACAUCUACAGAUCUGCCUCCUAGAAGAACUCGUAAUAGUUCCCCUGACGUAUCACCAGCUCGUUGUAAACGUCACGACUCCUCGGAUUCCUCGUCGGCUGGGAAUGCUGCACACUCUUCUGACUCUGAUUUGUCUCCUCCUCGGAAAAGACAAGGUUUGUCCCCCAUUAAACAAAAGAACAGGAGAACCACUGGGUCUUCAAGGAGAUGGCAGCACUCUGAUUCUGACCUUUCACCUCCGCGAAAGAGGUGUCAGCAUUCUUCUGACUCUGACUUGUCGCCACCACGGAGGAAGAGGCCAGAGGCAUCCGAUACAGAAUAUAAACUCUGCUCAAACGGCUCUGAGCUGUUGCCUGCUGGCCACAGACUGCCUUCCAGGAAGCUGGUUUCCUUGAGAGGACAAGGGGCCAGCUGGGACAUGAGUCCAAGCAGAAAGUCACAAGGGAAUGAGAUGCUUUCAGGGGGUCAGACUGGUCUGAUAUCAACAGAUAUUCUGAGGAAAGAGAAAGAACAUCGGAGGCAAAAGGAGCGAGCAGCAGAACAUUUGGCAGAUGAUUCGAGGCAUGCUACUACUAUCUUCCGAGACAAAUCAGGAAAAAAGAGGGACUUAGACCAGGAGCGAAUCGAGCAUAAGAAGAAGGAAGAAGAAAAAGCGGCAAAGCAAGAAAAAUACGCCCAGUGGGGCAAAGGAGUGGCUCAGGAAGAGCAGCAGAGAAAGAAUGUCCAGGAUGCUCUUCACGAGAUGCAGAAACCACUUGCUCGGCACAUCGAUGACGAGGACCUAGAUCGCUUCCUCCGUGAGAAACAGCGAGAUGGAGACCCAAUGGCUGGCCUUCUCAGGAAGAAGAAGGAGAAAGAAGCCAAGAAUAAAAAUGCAAGACCAGUAUAUAGUGGCCCUGCACCCCCUCCGAACAGAUUUAAUCUCCAACCUGGGUAUCGCUGGGAUGGUGUCGACAGAUCGAAUGGCUUUGAACAGAAACGUUAUGCAAGAUUAGCAGAUAAGAAGGCUGUGCAGGAGAUAGCGUAUAAAUGGAGUGUGGAGGAUAUGUAAAUUGCUGAUUGAGAUUCAAGUUGAUGCACACUCCUUCAGACUGAGAUCCUGAGGCUGUCUGCGUAAUGAGACAGACAAAAUCUUUCCUGAAACUGAGGGAUCUGAAUAUCUGGGAACAAUUGAGAAAAUGAAAAUCUUUUUAUUCUUGUUAACAUUCUGUUCUUUUUGAAUAUAAAAUUUGUACUGUGUGAGUAACGGUCUGUUCUGAGAUUUGUUGUUUUGAUAAUUCGUCAUCCAGACAACGUAUAUCUGUGGUUUCAACUGUUGUGUAGGCGAUUCCUGUCACACGCUCACUCUUUCUUCUCCCCCCUUAUCACCAACACUCCAUUCAAUACUCUGCUGCCAUUAUUUCCAAAUUUGAGUUUAUUUUGGAAUUUAAUACGUUAAACGUUCUGUAGACAUUCUCCUGAAUGCUGAGAUCAAUUUUGUUCUUAUUAAUAAGUGGAAACAAAUCAGUAAAAUGUUUUAUAGAAGUAUGUUCAAAAACAAGGAUAUUAGACUGGUCACCGUGUUUCGAUGUAGCUUGAUGACUUUUACCAUCAGUGAGGAUUUUCUGCUUCCAAAACAUGCUCCCCAUCUUCACUCAUCUGCUGCUGAAAAUCCACCAUUGCCUUUGUUAUCUCAAGACUCAACUAUUCCAACAGCUUGCAUAAAUUUAAUAUUAUCGAAAAGGUCUGCUGUCUGUGUCCUAACUCAACAAGUUCUAUCUACUGUCCACCCCUGUGCUUGCUGACCUGUAUGGGUGCCCAGUUAAGCAACACAGAGUUUAAAAUCCUUAUGCCUGUUUUCAUAUCCAUUCAUUGCCUCACCCCUUCGUAUUGUUGUAACUUCCUCCAGUAACUCUUUAAGAUCUGUUCUUCUCAGAAUUGAUCCCUUGGUCAUUUUUGAAUUACUCCAUCAUUGGUGGCCGUGCCUUCAGCUUCUUGGGCCCUAAGCUCUGAAAUUCCUUCCCAGGCAUCGUUAUUUUUCUUUACUUUUUUAAGAUGCUUCUCAAAACGGACUUCAUUGACCCCAGUGCUAAGUGUAAUGAUUGCUUUUCCUGGUCUAUAUUGAUGAUCUACACUGGGCUGUUCAGGGCACAGUUUUAGAACUUGCAGAUGACACAACUUGGAAAUAUUGUGAUCUGUGAGGGCUAGUGAUAGUCGAAAGGGCAUAGACACAGGUGGAAUGGGUAGAAAUGUGGUAGAUAUAAAGUGAGAAGAAUGAAAUGAUUAAUUUUGAAGAGGCAUAAUCAAACAGAGGGUACAGUUCUCCAAGGGGGUGCAGGAGCAGAGGGACCAGGUGCAGGAAGGAUGUGGACAUUGAAGAGGGUGCAGAAAAGAUUCAUGAGAAUACUUCCAGGGUUGAAGCUUCAGCUACAUUGAUAGUUUGGAGAAGCUGCUACUGUUUCAGAGAUGUGAUAGAAGUGCUCAAAAUUAUGAGAGUCCUGGACUGAAUAGAUGCGGAGAAACUGUUCCCAUUGGUGCAAGGAUCGAAAGUCAGAGAACAAUGAUUUAAGGUAAUUGACAGCAUGAAGAAAAGCCUCUUUACACAGUGAUUGAGUGGGUGCUGAAGAUAGAUUCAGUCCUGGCUCUUUCAAGCAAGUGACAUAAUUAUCUGAAGAGAAAUUUUGAGGGCCACAGAGAAAGGUCAGGGACUAGGGCAAGGAUGAGUUGCACAUACAGAGAGCUGACACCGAACAUUGAAUAGUUCAGCACAGGAACGGGCCCUUUGGCCCAUGAUGUUGUGCUGAACGUGAUGCGAAAUUAAACUAAUCCCUUCUGCUUGUCCUUGUCCAUAUCCUUCCAUUCCUUAGAUAUACAUGUGCUUAUCUAAAAGUCUCUUAAACGCUCCUAUUGUAUCUGCUUCCACCACCACCCCUGGCAUUGCGUUCCAGCAUCCUACCACUCUGUUUUAAAAGACUUGCCCCUCAUGUCUCCUUUGAAUUUUCCCUAUUGCACCUUAUCUAUGCAUCUUAAAAUUCUAUAGUCUUCAAUCAAAUCUCCCCUCAGCCUCCGCUGCUCCAGAGAAAACAACAUUAGUUUUUCUAGCCUCCCCUUUAUAGCUUAUACCCUCUAAUCCAGGCAGCAUCCUGGUAAACCUCUUAUGCACCCUCUCCAAAGUCUCCACAUCCUUCCUGUAAUGUGGUGACUGGAAUCGAACACGGAACUCAAGUGUAGCCUAACCAAAGUCUUAUAAAGCUGCAGUAUGACUUCCUGACACUUGUACUCAAUUCUCCGACCAAUAAAGGCAAGUGUGCCAUACACCUUCUUUACCAACCUA